CACAGCCUCUCCUCCAGCCCCGUCAAGAAGCUGCCCGAGGAGGUGAGCCCCGAAGAGCAGCAGCGCCCCAACGGGGCGGCCGCCGGGCCGCUGAGCCCCGGCUUGGACGAGCGUGACUUCGGGGACAUCACAGAGCUGCCCGUCGUGGUGGCCAAGAGCGGGGCCGGCAUGAAACACGCCGAGUCCAUCAUGUCCUUCCACAUUGACCUGGGGCCCUCCAUGCUUGGGGAUGUCCUGAGCAUCAUGGAUAAGGAGCAGUGGGAGCAGGACGAAGACCCCGAGGUGGAGGAGAGCCAUGAGGAGGAGGCAGAUGCCGCCCUGCCCAGCUCCCCG
This is a messenger RNA of Egretta garzetta (little egret), 333 nucleotides long. It is a transcript of the gene CDC42EP4, whose product is annotated as CDC42 effector protein 4. The transcript has a single exon. The record is from RefSeq and is a predicted model, not a curated record. NCBI's taxonomy places the organism in Eukaryota, Metazoa, Chordata, Aves, Pelecaniformes, Ardeidae. The annotation marks the transcript as partial.